CCGAAGCGAAGGUAGCGGUGUCCGAGACCAAGCUGAGGGUCUUGGAGGUAGAGACGGUGACAGGCUUACGAUGGCAACGUGGAGUCCUGACACCCCGUGUUCCUGCGACUGCUUUGUCUCUGUGUCCCCGGCCUCCGCCAUCCCAUCCGUGAUCUUUGCAAAGAACUCUGACCGACCCCGGGACGAGGUUCAAGAGGUGGUAUUUGUACCAGCAGGCGCUCACAGCCCUGGGAGUCGCCUGCAGUGCACCUAUAUUGAGGUGGAACAGGUAUCGAAGACUCAUGCUGUGAUUCUGAGCCGCCCUUCUUGGCUGUGGGGGGCUGAGAUGGGCGCCAAUGAACAUGGCGUCUGCAUUGGCAAUGAAGCCGUGUGGACCAAGGAACCUGUCAGGGAAGGAGAAGCUCUGCUGGGCAUGGACCUACUCAGACUGGCUUUAGAACGGAGCAGCACUGCCCAGGAAGCUGUACAUGUGAUCUCGGGCUUGUUGGAGCGCUAUGGGCAGGGGGGCAGCUGUCGGGAGGACCCCACGCCGUUCUGCUACCACAACACCUUCCUGCUUGCUGAUCGGACGGAGGCAUGGGUCCUGGAGACUGCUGGGAAGCUGUGGGCUGCUCAGAGAAUCCAGGCAGGGGCCCGAAACAUCUCCAACCAGCUGAGCAUUGGCACAGACAUCUCUGCUGAACACCCAGAGCUUCGGAGCCAUGCACUGGCCCAGGGAUGGUGGGAUGGACAGGGCACUUUUGACUUUGCCCAGGUCUUCUCUCUGACCCAACAGCCUGUGCGCAUGGAGGCUGCGAAAGCCCGCUUCCGGGCCGGGUGUGAACUGCUGCAGCAACAGCAAGGGAGCAUCACAGCAGAGGUGAUGAUGGAUAUUCUCAGGAACAAGGAGAGUGGCAUCUGCAUGGACUCUGGAGGCUUCCGUACCACUGCCAGUAUGGUGUCCAUUUUGCCUCUGGAUCCCAAAAAGCCCUGUGUCCACUUCCUCACUGCCACACCAGACCCAUCCAGGUCGGUGUUCAAACCCUUCAUUUUUGGGGUAGGGGCAGCCCAAGUUCCCCAAGUGCUAUCCCCCACUUUUGGAGCCCAGGAUCCUGUUCGGAUCUUGCCCCGGUUCCAGACUCAGGUGGAUCGCCGACACACGCUCUACUGUGGACACCAGGCAGCCCUGGGGCUGAUGGAGAGUGGGCAGGAACGGGGGCAGCAACUCCGGCAGAAGCAGCGGGACCUGGAGCAGGAAGGUCUGGAGGCUGUGCGGGGGCUGCUGGCCAGCAAGCAAACCUCAGUGCUCCAAGAGCUGGGCAGCCUCUUCCAGGCCUUUGUGGAGAGGGAGAGCCAGGCUUAUGCAUAACCACAAACUCCUCCUGGCCCAGGUGGGUGCAGAACCCCUGUUGCCAGCUGCCCUGAGUUGGGGUGAUGGAAUUGGAGUGAUCCCUUCAUGCCUUCAGUUGUGUUCUGAGUGCCUGC
Molecule: messenger RNA, 1464 nt
Organism: Castor canadensis (American beaver)
Lineage: Eukaryota; Metazoa; Chordata; Mammalia; Rodentia; Castoridae
Gene: Scrn2
Product: secernin 2
Biological process (GO): proteolysis
Molecular function (GO): cysteine-type exopeptidase activity; dipeptidase activity
Source: RefSeq, a predicted model, not a curated record